AUGAAAAUAUUUAAUGAAACUGUUGAAUUCAAAGACGGUCGUUACAUAGUACAACUUCCAUUUCGAAAAGACUAUAAUGAACUUGCUGAUAAUUAUUCUUUAGCGAAACAACGUUUCCGAAGCUUAUGGAAAAGAUUUAAGUAUGACCCGGAUCUCUAUGAUAGAUACCGUGAAAUUAUACAGGAUUAUUCAAGUCAAGGCAUUAUAGAAAUAGUUAAACCUGAUAGUAUACACGAGGAAUGUGAAAGACCUAUAUUUUAUUUACCCCAUAUGGCCGUUAAAAAAGAAAGUUUAACAACAUCGUUAAGAAUUGUGUUUGACGUUGCGACGCACGAGGUCAAUGAACUCUCUCUCAAUGACUGUUUGUGGCCAGGACCCAAUUUAAACCCCAAUCUUUUGGAUGUACUUAUUGAAUUUAAACUCAACGGAACAGCUUUCUGUUCUGAUGUGAAGCAGGCUUUCCUUCAAAUAGGUCUUGUUGAGGUACACAAAGACGCAUUAAGGUUCUUUUGGAGCAAUGAUGAACCGAGUGUUUCCGAAGAUCACAAAAUAAUUAUCUUCCAUUUUAAUAGAGUGAACUUUGGAGUCAACUCAAGUCCAUUUCUACUCGCUGCUACUAUCAGACACCAUAUCAAAAAAUAUGAAAAUGAUCUUCUUGUUAUCGUUCAACUUCUAGAUAGAAAUCUUUAUCUAGAUGAUUUUAUUUCCGGUAGCAAUGACUUUGAUGAAGCAUUAGAUGCAAAAAGAUGCAAAUAA
Molecule: messenger RNA, 756 nt
Organism: Parasteatoda tepidariorum (common house spider)
Lineage: Eukaryota; Metazoa; Arthropoda; Arachnida; Araneae; Theridiidae
Source: RefSeq, a predicted model, not a curated record